AUGAAUCGUUGUUGCACCACCAUUCCUUUGCCGUCGGUGCUGUGCACUUUGAAACUGUGGGAAGCCAGUAGAAGGCCGAAAGUAAAAGUGCAAGAGGCGGACCCAAACCUAAAGACAUACGCCGUAGAAGAUGAAAAUGUGGUGGUGGAAGGGGUGGCCAAGAUCGACAGGGGCGAGGACAACAUGAAUCUUGGGCGGCUAGCACUUCUGGUGGCUGGAGACACGGUGGCCCUGCUCCUCUUUGCCCUUGCUGGGAAGGUCAGCCACUCAGGAACAGCGGACUUUGGGGUGGUGCCAACGGCAGCCCCUUUCUUGGUCGGUUGGUUCGCCUCAGCGACUUUGUUGGGCGGCUACGGUGCUGAUGCAACUUUGUCCGGCCCCCUGAAGGCAGUUACGACUACCGGCAUCGCCUGGGCUGUGGGCAUCCCACUCGGCAUCGUCAUCCGAGGAGUUUUGAAAGGUCAGGUCCCCCCCACGCCGUUCAUCCUGGUCACGCUGGCCAGCACCUUCGUUCUCUUGGUGGGCUGGAGGGCCGCCCUGGCUGCGACGGGGGGAAAGAGAGACGUGGGAAACCGGUCGGGAAGCGCGUUCGAGUUUCUGGAGCUUUUAUCGUCCCUCGUCAGAAGAUGGUAAACCCGAGGUCAGUCAUUGAGGGGAGAGCUUCUGCGACGAAGCCAGAGCGCUGGCCACAUAGUAGUUAGGAGACAGGUUUGCAUGUAUUUGUCUCCAUCCGUUGAACAUUUCGAGUCGGCAAUUUUAGGUCAAUGGCAGCAGAGGGCUUGCUUUUUCUGGGGGAAAUUUUGCUCUGAAAGGUGAAGGCUUCAUGUCCCGAAGCCAUGCAAUCUCAUUGAUGCGCUCUCUGUACCACUCUCUGGGCCCAUAGUGGUCCUAAAUGUUGUGAAUUUCUAC
This is a messenger RNA of Klebsormidium nitens, 909 nucleotides long. NCBI's taxonomy places the organism in Eukaryota, Viridiplantae, Streptophyta, Klebsormidiophyceae, Klebsormidiales, Klebsormidiaceae. The record is from the annotation of a GenBank genome assembly.